CCUCAUUUGUGUCCGCCCGCGUUCCUUGGCGUCAUCACCGAGAGGGCGAGAGCACCGGACCCUAGGCUAGCUCCUUUCCCCUUCCUUCCCUCCUUUCCCACGAGCUUUUGCUUCGACAUCUUCCCCUCAUCGUCCUCCUCCUCAUACCGCUAUCCCGACAUGUCGUCGAUCCGCGACGCUCGUCGUCGCAGCGAAGGCGGUGGAGGUAGCAUCAACAACAACGUGGGCAGCAUCGGCAGCGCUCCUUCUACGACAGCAUCGAGACGAAAACAGGACCGGCGCAGCGUUAUAACUACGCCGGCUUGGGCGAGGGAUACAGAGGAUGAUGUCGGAGGCCUAGAGGGAGGAGCAGACGCCAGCCAGGGAGCUCAAGCUUCUUCGUCCGGCAGCAAAAACAAACAACCCGCAGCAUCCCAACCUCAACCCUCAUCGUCAAAGACCCGACCUCCAGGUCCGAUAUCCACCCCUUCAGCCUCAGUAGGCGGCAUGGGCGGACGAAGCAGCAAUGCGCCCACACCAACGGGCGCCACUUCCUCCUCACCUCAUGGCGACGAAGACGAAGGCAGCAGCGGAGCGGAUCGCUUCUGGACCUUCACACUUCCCAAGAAGUACCGCAACAGGCUGCACGAGCAUCACCUCCUUAUGCUCCACCAGAGCAAGGAGAAGGAGCGCACCGCUGACGAAGAGCGCCAAAAGCGCGAGAAGAAGGGCAAGGCUGUUACCGGCAGCGCUAGAAGACGGGAUAGCGCCUGCUCUUCGCAGAGUAGCAGUAGUGGGAGCAGUGAGAGCGGCGAUGGGAGCGAUACGUGUGAGAGUGACGAGGAGGUUCCCGGUGACAACAACGACAAUCUGCAGGGGCUGAGCGGGGCUGUUCCCGGUGGGAUCGAUGGGAGGCAACGUCAGAAGAAGGAGCAUCAUCACCAUCACAAGCAUCAUCGCCAUCACGGCAAAGGCAAAAGCAAGGACAAAGAGAAAGAUCGUCGAGCUGACGCUAUCGGGCUUGGCGAGGCGACCAGCGCCGGCACUGCUGCCGGAUUUCUUGGCGGGCAAGGAGCGAGGAAAAGGCAGCAGAGUAGUAAUCGAAUCACACAGCAGCAACAGCAGCAGCAGCAGCAGCAGCAGCAGCAGGGCGACAACAGCCUUCCUGCCAGCACAAGCGGAGACGACUCGAGCGGCAACAUACCCCGAAGCAAGCAAAGUGACACGGAAGCCCAGCAGCAGAGCGACCCCUCCUCGUACCUCCCUGCGACGGAGAUGCGCGCACGUAUCCCUGCCAACAAUAAUGAUGAAGAGCUAGGCAAGUCGUUCACUCGCUUUCAAGCUCAAACGCCCGGCUGGGAGUCACCGUGGAGGCCAGAGGCGUCGCAGUGGGACCAGUACGACCUCGAUGGGGCCGACCAAGGGGACCGAGAUGGCAAGGCGGAUGGCAAACCCUCUGGCUCACAAGGGAAGAAAAAGCUCGCCUUCAUGGGUCUCAAUCGCCGCAAUCAACGCAAUGGCGCCUCAGAGAGUAGAGGGCACAAGCGUGGCGCCUCGACUUCCUCACGCAAGAGCAAAAAGAAAGGCAGUCGUGGCGCCCCCAUCAUCUCCUUCGACGAGAAGACCGGUCGCGCCAUCCACGGAGACGCCUCAACGCAUCGCUCCACGACCGAAUCGGCGUGGGCCUCCUUCCUGCUGCACCAUCCCUUUGCCCCGCUGCUGCUGCGCUGCAUCAAUCUCUGCUUCACGACCGCCACGCUCGCGAUUGCGAUCAAGCUUUACAUCACGUUGCGAGCACAGAGGGCUAGCGACAGCGUUGGGUCGUCCCCACUGUUCGGAAUUGUGGUAGCGCCAUUGAGUCUAGUGCAUGUGGCGACGCAGGUGUGGUUGGAGUACUUUGGGAGACCGAUCGGGCUUUGGAGCGUUGGUAGUAAGCUGGGGUACCAGUUGAUCGAGCUCAUCUUCAUCUCCCUCUGGUCCUCACUCCUCUCCCUCACGUUCGACAAUUACGCCACCUCCUCCCUCGUCUGCGUGAACUGGUACUCCCCAUUCAACACCUCUGCCUCCUCGUCCGGUUCUUGCGCGGAAGCUGAGGGUCCCAACGUGCUUCAGAACCCGGGAUUGCAGCCAUACAUCUGUAGAUUGCAGGGAGCAUUCAUCGGGUUGAGCUUUACAACCUUGUUGGCGUACGUGACGGUAUUUGCUGUUAGUUUGUUCAGGACCGUUAGCAGGAGGUAGAUGAGGAUUGGGGCAAUAAUACCAGGGCAGAUAGUCAAGCCAACCAGCCAUCUGUUCCCAUCCUUCACUGCCUUGUCCUUGCUUUCUGAUGUUCGUCGUACAUGGACUCAAUUUAUCACACAUGCCAUUCACAGCUUCAC
Molecule: messenger RNA, 2357 nt
Organism: Jaminaea rosea
Lineage: Eukaryota; Fungi; Basidiomycota; Exobasidiomycetes; Microstromatales
Exons: 2
Biological process (GO): positive regulation of catalytic activity
Cellular component (GO): fungal-type vacuole; cell periphery
Source: RefSeq, a predicted model, not a curated record